AUGGCCGCCGAACCUGUUACCAAUGGCUCGGGUGCCAAUAAUAAGAAAGUGGCCUACUUCUAUGACUCUGAUGUCGGCAACUAUGCCUAUGUUUCGGGUCACCCCAUGAAGCCUCAUCGCAUUCGUAUGACCCACAGCCUGGUCAUGAACUAUGGGCUGUACAAGAAAAUGGAAAUUUAUCGUGCGAAGCCGGCUUCGAAGUACGAGAUGACCCAAUUUCACACCGACGAGUAUAUCGACUUCCUCUCGAAGGUAACGCCAGACAACAUGGACCAAUUUUCAAAAGAACAAAGUCGCUAUAACGUCGGGGACGAUUGUCCAGUCUUUGAUGGCUUGUUCGAAUUCUGCGGUAUUAGUGCUGGAGGCAGUAUGGAAGGCGCCGCUCGCCUGAACCGCGGCAAGUGCGAUGUAGCCGUCAACUGGGCAGGUGGUCUCCACCAUGCAAAGAAAAGUGAAGCAAGCGGCUUCUGCUAUGUCAAUGAUAUCGUCCUCGGCAUUCUAGAAUUGCUCCGGUUCAAGCAGCGAGUCCUCUAUGUCGAUAUUGAUGUCCAUCACGGUGACGGUGUCGAAGAGGCUUUCUACACUACAGAUCGGGUCAUGACCGUGUCAUUCCACAAAUACGGCGAGUACUUCCCCGGCACUGGCGAGCUUCGUGAUAUCGGUGUAGGGUCAGGAAAGUACUACGCAGUGAAUUUCCCUCUGCGUGAUGGAAUUAAUGAUGCCUCCUACAAGAGCAUCUUUGAGCCUGUCAUUAAGAGUGUCAUGGAGUGGUAUCGUCCGGAGGCUGUGGUGCUUCAGUGCGGUGGUGACAGUCUAUCUGGGGACCGUCUCGGGUGCUUUAAUCUGAGUAUGCGGGGCCAUGCCAACUGCGUCAACUUCAUUAAAAGCUUCGAUCUGCCGACACUCAUUCUUGGCGGUGGUGGUUACACCAUGAGGAACGUUGCGCGCACCUGGGCCUACGAGACGGGUAUCCUCGUUGGAGACAACCUUACAUCCGAGUUGCCUUACAACGACUACUAUGAGUACUUCGCCCCGGAUUACGAGCUUGAUGUCCGCCCGUCAAACAUGGACAAUGCCAACACCAAGGAUUAUCUGGACAAGAUUCGCAAUCAAGUUGUUGAAAACCUGAAGCGCACCGCAUUCGCCCCAUCUGUUCAGAUGACUGAUGUUCCUCGCAACCCAAUUCUCGAUGGAAUGGAUGACGAGGCCGAUGACGUUCUUGAUGACCUGGACGAGGACGAGAACAAGGACAAGCGCUUCACGCAGCGUCGGUUCGACCAGUACGUCGAGAAACCUGGCGAACUCAGCGAAAGCGAGGACGAGGAAGAAAAUGCCGCGAAUGGUGUUCGUCGCCAGCCUGGUGUAGUGCGUCGCCGAAACAUCGCCAAUUACAGAAACAUCGAUGCCGCCGAUUCCGGACUCGACAGUGGAAUGGCGACUCCAUUGGAUGCAUCCUCAAUUGCUGACAACGACAUGGAAGGCGCCGCCGACACUAAAAUGGCAGAUCUCCCAGUCUCUGAGUCAGGACCCGCGGCUGUUGCCGAUGCGGAGGAUACGCCGAUGGCAGAGUCUGAGCAAUUGGCGGCGGACGCCGAGGAUAAGGGCGACUCUGCGCUGGUCUCACAACAGCCUUCGCCUUCCGCCCGCGACGAAGACACGGCCAUGGAAGAUGUUGAGUCGGCCGUUGACGGUACUGGACUGGUAAAGCCCUCAGCUACCUCAGAGGAAACGAAGCCGGAGGCAACGCCUGUAGCCGAGGACUCGAACAAGACACCCGCUCCUUCUUCUCGGGCUCAGUCAGUAGUGAAGGAAUCCACCCCACCUGCCGCAGAGGUUUCUGUCCCCACUGGCGACGCCGAGAAAACGGAGCCUGCAUCAAGCGAUACUCCCGCGGAACCGGCCAAGAAAGAGGAAUGA
Penicillium diatomitis is the source of this 1917-nucleotide messenger RNA. It is a transcript of the gene rpdA, whose product is annotated as histone deacetylase RPD3. The record is from RefSeq and is a predicted model, not a curated record. Gene Ontology annotation, molecular function: histone deacetylase activity. The transcript has 4 exons. The coding region runs from base 1 to 1917 and encodes 638 amino acids. NCBI's taxonomy places the organism in Eukaryota, Fungi, Ascomycota, Eurotiomycetes, Eurotiales, Aspergillaceae.